AGGAAAAGCAAAACAAAGUUACUUCUGGUCUUCUGGAAUUUGGUGUAAUUCAUAAAUUCACAAAAAUUUCAAAAUUUCUAGAUCCCUUUUUGAUCGAUUUUAGAUUUUAAUACUUCGAUAUAUCGUUUUGAGUAGCAAUGUUGGUACGCCGCCUUACAGACUUCUUUGGUUACGUUGGAUAUGAGAGUUUGGCUUACCGUGCUUUCAGUAAAGGAUUUGGUAUGUCGGAGAGUGAUGAUGUAAUAACAUCAAUGGCAUCACUAGAAAAUGUCUUCCAAGAGAUAGAAAAUCCAGCAUCAACAAAAAAGUGGAAUGUGGACAUUAUUUCAGCUGUAAAAGCUUUAAUUCCGGAGAUUAUUUCUUCCGCAGAAAUGGAAAGGAAAUGUGUUUAUUUUAAGAAGUUAUCGGAAAAUGCCCAUAUCCCAACUUACGGAUCAGAAUGGGCAGCUGGAGCUGAUCUCUACAGUGCUUAUGACUGUGUGAUACCCGCAAAGGAUAAAGCUUCUGUUGGGACAGAUCUGCAAGUUCAAAUUCCACGAGGUCAUUACGGUAGAAUAGCGCCACGCUCAGGUCUUGCUGUCCAAAAAUUCAUUGAUGUAGGUGCCGGAGUUGUUGACUCGGAUUAUAGGGGUCACCUUAGUGUGGUGGUUUUCAAUUUUGGUACCGAAGAUUUCCAUGUAAAAAAAGGUGAUCGAAUAGCCCAAUUCAUCUGUGAGAAAAUUUCUCACUGCGAUUUCAUCGAGGUGAAAUCACUAGACAAAAGUGAUCGUGGUACGGGUGGAUUUGGUUCAACAGGUGUAUAAUAUUUUAAAUACAACAUAUAUGCCGAAUUAGAAAUUCCAAC
This is a messenger RNA of Loa loa (African eye worm), 844 nucleotides long. Its product is annotated as dUTP diphosphatase. The record is from RefSeq and is a predicted model, not a curated record. Gene Ontology annotation, molecular function: dUTP diphosphatase activity; magnesium ion binding. NCBI's taxonomy places the organism in Eukaryota, Metazoa, Nematoda, Chromadorea, Rhabditida, Onchocercidae. The coding region runs from base 138 to 803 and encodes 221 amino acids. The transcript has 5 exons. Gene Ontology annotation, biological process: dUTP catabolic process; dUMP biosynthetic process.